Messenger RNA from Spea bombifrons (plains spadefoot toad), 1553 nucleotides. RefSeq names its product cytochrome P450 2A5-like. The transcript has 9 exons. NCBI's taxonomy places the organism in Eukaryota, Metazoa, Chordata, Amphibia, Anura, Pelobatidae. Bases 36 to 1511 code for a protein of 491 amino acids. The record is from RefSeq and is a predicted model, not a curated record. Gene Ontology annotation, cellular component: cytoplasm; intracellular membrane-bounded organelle. Gene Ontology annotation, biological process: xenobiotic metabolic process. Gene Ontology annotation, molecular function: heme binding; iron ion binding; oxidoreductase activity, acting on paired donors, with incorporation or reduction of molecular oxygen, reduced flavin or flavoprotein as one donor, and incorporation of one atom of oxygen.
GCUCCCUCGUCAGAUCUCCCGGGCGCAGAGACACCAUGGAGCUCCUGACUCUGCUCCUCGGACUCCUGGUCUCCGCCGUCCUCUGUUUCUACGCCUGGAGCAGCAUGUACCGGCCACAGAACCUGCCCCCCGGACCCACCCCGCUGCCCGUCCUGGGGAACCUACUCCAGCUGAAGACGGGGCAGAUGGUGGACUCCCUCCAGCAGAUGCACCGGAAGUACGGAGACGUCUACACGCUGUACCUCGGACCCCGCAGGGUGGUGGUGCUCUGUGGCUACGACGCCGUCAAGGAAGCUCUGGUGGACCAAGGAGAAGAUUUUGGGGCUCGGGGCCUCUUGCCGGCCAUUGAGUUAUAUUCUCAGGGUCACGGUGUUAUAUUCAGCAACGGAGAUCGUUGGAAGCAGCUCCGGCGCCACACUCUGAUGUCCUUAAAGAAUUUCGGGAUGGGGAAGCGAACUAUUGAGGAAAGGAUAAAGGAGGAGGCGAUAUCUCUGGCGGAGGAAUUUAAGAAGACAGAAGGGGCGCACAUUAACCCCACUGCCUACUUCAGCCAGGUGGCCUCCAAUAUCAUUUGCUCCAUUAUUUUCGGGAAGCGCUACGGCUACGACGACCCCCAGUUCCUGCAGCUCAUGCACAUCAUCGAUGAAAUAUUCCGGGCAAUGUCGUCCUUCUGGGGUCAGCUCUUUGAUAUAUUUAAUGUGGUCAUGAAGCAUCUCCCGGGACCGCACCACCACGCAGCGCAGAUCGCUUACCAGCUGGACAAGUUUGUCUUGGAAAGAAUCGAGGAAGCCCGAAAAACGCUGGAUCCCACCAGCCCCCGGAGCAUGAUAGACACCUUCCUCAUCAAAAUGGAAGAGGAAAAAUCAGAUCCCUCAACUGUCUUCUGUAUGAAGAAUUUUCUAACCAACACCUCGAGUCUGUUUGUUGCCGGAACAGAGACCCUCAGCACCACCUUAAGGCAUGGAUUUCUGCUCUUACUGAAGUACCCCCACAUCAAAUGUAAAGUCCAGGAGGAGAUUGAUCGCGUGAUCGGCCGGCAGCGAGUCCCGGAGCCCGAAGAUCGCUCUUCCAUGCCGUACACCGAUGCGGUCAUCCACGAAAUCCAGCGCUACGCCAACGUGCUGCCCAUGAACCUGCCCCACGCUGUGGCCAACGACACACAGUUCCGUGGCUUUACCAUUCCCAAGGGAACUGACGUAUUUCCAAUCUUAGCAUUUGUCCUUCGGGACCCUAAAUAUUUCCAAGAUCCAUUCGCUUUCAACCCAGAUCACUUCUUAGAUGACAAUGGAAGUUUUAAAAAGAACAAAGCCUUCAUGGUUUUCUCCACAGGGAAAAGAGCUUGCCUCGGGGAAAAUCUCGCUCGCUUGGAAAUUUUUAUCUUUCUAACCACCAUCCUCCAGCGCUUCGACAUCAGCGCCCCGGAAAAUACAGAGAGCAUCGACAUCUCGCCACAGAUGGUGGGGUUCUCCAACAUCCCUCCUACUUACAAGAUCAGCUUCAAACCUCGCUGAGCUCUUACUGGAAAGAUUUUAUAAAUUACAUAUCCAUAUUUA